This is a messenger RNA of Cercospora beticola, 4031 nucleotides long. The record is from RefSeq and is a predicted model, not a curated record. Lineage: Eukaryota; Fungi; Ascomycota; Dothideomycetes; Mycosphaerellales; Mycosphaerellaceae.
CGCGUGAGCUUCAAGUUGACCACAACCUGAUGCCAUCGUAAGUGCUCACACCAAACGCAUCGUCGCCCUGCGGACUGAACGACGACGCCAGACAAGACAUAAGCAGGUCGCCGACACGCCGUCGAGGCAUCCAGCCCGCCAACACCCUCCGAUCCCCGCAGAAGCCCAGCUUUGCGCGUGACGGGGACGUGAGAGAUUUGCUGAGUGACUGGCUUGAUGACCAAGAAGCUUUGGGAGUGAAUGACAUGGUGCGCGAACGCUCUCCCAGUCGAGUCUCGUCUGGCCAUUUUCUGUCACCUCAGAAGCAGGACAGACAGCCCUUAGCAAACAUUUCCGCAAAGAUGCAGUCUCCCGGCCGCGGCCGAGAGUCCGACGGCGACAAGCCUGUCAAGGGCGACGUCGAAUUUGGCAAGGCGAGCCCGCUGAGGAAUCCGCUCAAGAAGCCCUCCUCGAGCGUCUUCAUGCCAAAGAGUCGCCCUGUCCAGACUCAACCCUUAGGCACACACAACCGCAUGCCAGCGGGUGCAACCUCUACCGCAGAGCCUCGUUCAUUCCAGCAUCCUGGACCACUCCCAGGAUCUAUCGCGCCCCAUCGCCAGACAUCAAAUACCUUCCAGCGCCCGCAGCCGCCGAACUCGACCGCGGUGCCGAUGCCAACAAACAACCCGCUGCGUACGAUCCCAGCACCUCCGAAGCCAACAUUCUCGGCCUCGACUGCCGGCAUGAACCCCUAUCAGACGUACGUACCGCCGCGACAGGUCGUUGAUCUGACCAAACCCAAGCCUCGAGCCCCGCCAAAGCACAUCGAAAUUUCCGAUGAUGGCGACUCAGAUGACGGUGAGCGAUUCGACCCAGACGCAGAGAUUCGCGCAAACGCUGGCACAUUCGGCGCACCUGAUCCAUACAUGUACAUGGACUCGAGCAAGGCCAAUGAGGAUAUGAAGAAGCUGCUGGAGGCAGCAUUUGACGACGAGGCUGAGAAGGGCAAGACACGUCUACGAUCCCGUAUCAAGAAAGUUGAGAAACAGAAAGACGAGGACAAACAGACGUCAUCCUUGGCUGGCAAGCUUGCGGCUCUGAGUGUCAAAGAAGAGAAGACUGAAGAGAAGGAAGGUGAGGAGGAUGAAGAGGAAGAUGGCACAGUGGAUGGGCUUGCAGUCAAGCUCCUGCCACAUCAGGUCGAUGGUGUCUCCUGGAUGAUCGACAAGGAGAUUGGCAAGAACAAGACGAGGGGCAUUCUCCCACGAGGUGGCAUCCUCGCAGAUGAUAUGGGUCUCGGCAAGACCGUUCAAUCUGUGACCUUGAUGCUCACGAAUCCUCGCCCCGCCUUGGAUGCGAAGCCCGAGCACAAAGGCCAGAAGCUUCCAAGCAAAGACGUCGGCAAAGGCACGCUGGUGGUGGCCCCUCUUGCACUCAUCAAGCAGUGGGAAGGUGAGAUUAAGAGCAAAGUCAGCAAAAGCCACGCAAUGAGGGUCUUAGUUCACCAUGGCCCCAGUCGGACGAAGGACAGCGCAGAGUUGAAGAAGUACGACGUUGUGAUUACAACAUACCAAACGCUGACCUCCGAGCACGCGGGUUCAGACAUGUCCAAGGAUACCGGGAGGCGCAUCGGCUGCUUUGGCGUACACUGGUAUCGUCUCAUGUUGGAUGAAGCACACAGCAUCAAGAACCGAAGUGCCAAAUCGACCCAAGCGUGCUGUGCUCUGAACGCCUGGUACAGGUGGUGUCUGACUGGUACUCCGAUGCAGAAUAACUUGGAUGAACUGCAAUCGCUCAUCAAGUUCUUGCGCAUUAAGCCAUAUUGCGAGCUGCCCCGAUGGAAGGCAGCCAUUACACAGCCGAUGAAGAGCGGUCGCGGCGGUCUCGCAAUGCAGAGAUUGAAUGUCUUCCUCAAGGCAUUCAUGAAGCGUCGCACCAAAGACAUCCUGAAGCUAGACGGCGCACUCAACUUUGGCGGAAAGACGAAUGAGGAGGGUGGCGCGAUGAACGGUGGCAUGCAGAUUGUUAAGCGUGAAGUUCUCACAGUGCAAUGCGAUUUCGAUCCUGUCGAGAAGGAAUACUACGACAAACUGCAAGCCCGUGCAGACAAGCGUCUCGAGCAGAUGGAGAAGGCAGGAUCCAAUGAUUACAUUGGAGCUCUUGUGCUCCUCCUACGCUUGCGACAGAUGUGCGAUCAUCCACGAUUGAUCGAGAUGGCCAUGUACAAGGACAAAGACGCGAUCACGACUGGUAUGCCUGCAGCGCUGAAGUCGAAGCGCGCGGAGAACGAGAUGGAUGACCUGGCGGCAUUAAUGGGAGACAUUACAAUGCAGGCAAAGAACUGUGACGUUUGUCAGAUCAAGCUGUCUGCCUCAGAGACGCGAGACGGCGCUGUGCGUUGCGGUGAGUGCGAAGACGAUCUUGCAGCAAUCAAGGCAGACAAGUCCAAGAAGUCGAAGUUGAAAUCGAAGAAACCCAAGGAGAAGCGCAUCAAGAAGCGUAGCUCAGUCGGUAGCGACGAAGAGAUGAAGCCACAAGCGCGACGAGCGAGAGGGCGCAAAGUUGUUCUCGACAGCGACGACGAGGAUGAUGAGGAAGGAGAGUGGAUCGCAAAGGGGCCAGAGCAAAAGAUCGAUCUUGGCUCAGAUGACGAGGACGCUGACGGCGGUGGCGAGACACUGGACACUAUCGACUCUCAGCGCAGUGAUGAGGAUGAUAGUCAAGUCAAGGACUCGCCAUCACGAGCUCGCAAACUCAAGGUGGUAGACUCGGACGACGAGACCGAGGCUUCUGAUGCGGACGAGGACGAUGAAGAUGGCACGGAUGCUUCGAGCGAAAAUGAGGAAGAGGAAGAAUCGGACUCAGACCAGAGCGGAGUGCUUGAUGGGAUCGGCAGCAUGCGACGGUCGAGCCAUGAGCCUUCUACCAAGAUCCGCCAGCUGCUUCGCAUUCUGCACACCGAAACGCCCAAGCACAAGACCAUUGUCUUCUCUCAAUUCACCAGCAUGCUGGAUCUGAUUGAGCCUCACCUCAUCCACGCCGGGAUCAGCUUUGUCCGCUACGACGGGAGCAUGCGUCCUGAUGCUCGCGAGCAAUCCCUCAAUUCCCUACGCAACAACAAGAGAACGCGAGUCCUACUCUGCUCGCUCAAGUGCGGCUCUCUAGGUCUCAAUCUCACAGCCGCGUCUCGCGUGGUCAUCGUCGAGCCAUUCUGGAACCCCUUCGUUGAGGAACAAGCAAUCGAUCGUGUCCAUCGUCUAAACCAGACCGUUGACGUCAAAGUCUUCCGGCUCACCAUCCGCGACAGCGUCGAAGAGAAAAUUCUCGAGCUGCAGGAGAAGAAGAGAGAGCUCGCCAAGGCUGCCAUAGAAGGCGGCAAGGGCAUGGGCAAUCUCAGUAUGAAGGAUAUCUUGGGAUUGUUCAAGCACGACGCCGAUGUACAGGAACAUGCCAAUGACCGAGAGUACUGGCAGAAGUUUGGUGGCGAUGAGGGCUUGCUUGAUGGACCAAAGAAUUCGCGUACCUUGUCUGCUACGCAGGAUCUUGGACACACGAGCAGAGCUAUGCCGAAGCCUCAAGCAUCGAGACGCGCGCAGGAGAGUGAGAUCUAUGGCAGGAGGUGGUAGUUGUCCGGACGUCCUUACUUUGGCUACGGACUGAUUGUAUAGAGCUUCGAGGGGAAGGAAGCUGGCCUGGAGCCACGCAGUUGUCGGGUUGUCGACACUGCGCUUUUCGUACUUCACACUGAUACUUAAACUUCGAAAAGGCUUUACGAUACCAGGUUGAUAUCAAGGUCAAUCAAGCUUGCAGUGAACACAUCAAAUCAAGGCCAUCAUCUCAGAAGUGUUGCUAAUUGAGCGGACUGAAGACCUGAUGUCUAGCUAGUCUAGUAGUGUUGUUAAUCGUCGGCUGAUACGAGAUCUGCCGGUUCGAUUUCGGUUGAUGUCUACGCAACCAAUCCAAGUAUGGCGUGGAAGCACGCAUCGCGACUAAGGUAAAGCAGAAGGGGGUCUAUCGUCUUCCAGGCAUCACCAACAUUCGAAGAAAACCAC